This is a messenger RNA of Zea mays, 731 nucleotides long. Its product is annotated as actin-depolymerizing factor 2. Gene Ontology annotation, cellular component: actin cytoskeleton. Gene Ontology annotation, molecular function: actin binding. Bases 1 to 555 code for a protein of 184 amino acids. The transcript has 3 exons. Gene Ontology annotation, biological process: actin filament depolymerization. The record is from RefSeq and is a predicted model, not a curated record. NCBI's taxonomy places the organism in Eukaryota, Viridiplantae, Streptophyta, Magnoliopsida, Poales, Poaceae.
AUGCGCGGGGGUGCCUCGAGUCGCUGCACUGGUGCAGAGGUGGUCGCUGUCGCCGGCGAUCCGUCGAUGCAGAGGUGGUCGCCGCCGCUGGUGAGGCUGCCUGGAGCCAGCUUCCAGCGCGACUCCUGCUGGUGCAGUUCAAAUGCAUCUUCCAGCAUGGGAGUUGCUCUUAAAAUUAGAGAGACGUUUGUCGAGCUCCAAAUGAAGAAGGCAUUCCGAUAUGUUAUCUUCAAAAUCGAAGAAAAGCAAAAGCAGGUAGUUGUGGAGAAGACGGGGGCGACUACUAAAAACUAUGAUGAUUUUCUGGCCUCUCUCCUGGAGAAUGACUGCCGAUAUGCGUUGUAUGAUUUUGAUUUUGUUACUAGGGAGAAUGUGCAGAAAAGUAAGAUUUUCUUCAUUGCCUGGUCCCCGUCGACAUCCCGCAUCCGUGCUAAGAUGCUCUACUCGACCUCGAAGGACCGCAUCAAGUAUGAGCUCGACGGGUUCCACUACGAGAUCCAGGCGACCGACCCAUCCGAGGUGGACAUUGAGGUUCUGCGGGAGCGGGCUCACUGAAGCUGGUUCGCCUUUGAAAAAGAAGGGACCUGUGGAGGGCCAUGAACCUUUUGGUUAGAUGCAAAUCCUAUUACCAAUGAUGAAAGCUCCCACCUUGGUAUUUGUUAUUAAGUUUCUGUAAGCAUGUCGUUUAGGCGCGACACGUGACUCUACCUGGUGAAGCGUUAUCAAAGCUG